Molecule: messenger RNA, 1641 nt
Organism: Branchiostoma floridae (Florida lancelet)
Lineage: Eukaryota; Metazoa; Chordata; Leptocardii; Amphioxiformes; Branchiostomatidae
Product: carboxypeptidase N catalytic chain-like
Exons: 12
Coding region: 69-1355 (428 amino acids)
Biological process (GO): proteolysis
Molecular function (GO): metallocarboxypeptidase activity; zinc ion binding
Source: RefSeq, a predicted model, not a curated record
GAGAAAAAGAGAUUAACUGCUUUUUAUGAUUCACUUACUACUAUCAAUUUGUUUUGUUGUUAGAAAUCAUGACAACCACGCCACAUACAGUAGACCGAACAAUGAUGCCCACAGCAACAACAGACCGAACAAUGAUGCCCACAGCAACAACAGCUGGUAUACCGAAAUGUAGCGAGUAUCAUGACUACGAAGAGAUGACAGAGUUUAUGGAAGAUGUGAACAAACGGUGCCCUGCAAUAACUCGACUGUACAACGUUGGUCAAAGCGUACAAGGCAGGAAACUUUGGGUCAUAGAAAUCUCGGACAACCCAGGCAUGCAUGAAUUAGGUGAGCCCGAAUUCAAGUACAUUGCCAACAUGCACGGAAAUGAAGUCCGUGGUCGCGAACUUCUGCUGUGUCUGGCGGAGUAUCUCUGCGAAGAAUUCACAGCAGGAAACCAACGAAUCGUCAGCCUUGUGCAGAAUACCCGUAUUCACCUGAUGCCUUCCAUGAACCCUGAUGGUUUCGAGGUUGCAGACGUUAAUGAUGAAGUGACUGGUAGGAAUAACGCACAAGGCAAAGAUCUCAACCGCGGGUUCCCGGCUUUGAAUAAAAUUGCCUAUGCUGGGGAGGCCACUGGCGUCAACCAGGACCACAUUCCCAUCCCAGCUGAUUUUAACAUGGCUCCGACAGAAGUCCAGGCUGUGAUGGGGUGGAUCAAGAACCCAAACUAUCCUUUCGUGUUGUCUGCAAACCUUCAUGAUGGCGCCCUUGUGGUCAAUUACCCCUAUGAUGAGCGGAAGGUCGCGAAUGCUGACAAUGUUGAUGUCAAGACACCAGAUGACGAUCUUUUCAAGCAUCUGUCCAACGUGUACGCGCAGGCACAUGCUACAAUGGUAGGAGGGGCACCAGCCGGUUGUUAUAAUGGAAACAAUGGCAUCACCAACGGAGCGGCGUGGUACUCAGUUGUAGGAGGCAUGCAGGACUUCAACUAUCUUCACACCAACUGCUUUGAAGUAACACUGGAACUGGGAUGUCCAAAAUACCCUCCCGAAAAGGACCUUCCACAGGAAUGGAACAACAAUAGAGAUGCCCUCGUGUCGUUCAUUGAAAAGGUUCACCUUGGCAUCAAAGGCAUGGUUACCAACAAGAAAAAUGGACAGGGAAUAGCAAACGCCAGGAUUCAGGUCAAUGGCAUCAACCACGAUGUCUUAUCAGCUACCGGUGGUGAUUAUUGGCGCCUCCUGGAGCCUGGCAUGUACAAUGUCACUGCUUCUGCCGCGGGCUUCAUCAGCCAGACCAAAGGAGCAACAGUCAUUUCUGGAACAAAUGCCGGGGCCACAAUCCUUAACUUCCAGCUCGAAGACGCCCCGUAAUUAAAUGAUUCCACGACUACAUGCGGGCAAAGGAGGCAACAGGAUCCCAUCGCAGCAGACAAUUCACUGAAUAUCGUCUUCUUAAGCUCGUGUAUACUUAGAAUUUAAAGCUUCUCUCAUGAUCAUGUCCUGAGAUAAAGCAUCUAGAUGAAGUUAGACAAAGGCUUUACAUGUUGCUGACGUCAUUUCAAAUCUUAAUCUAUUAGAUGGCAUCCUUCAAUACUAUGACAUUAAUUAGCCACCUACAUGUACGUAGGCGAGAAGCCACGGGCUAGACUUUGGAGGU